Tetrahymena thermophila SB210 is the source of this 792-nucleotide messenger RNA. Its product is annotated as tetratricopeptide repeat protein. NCBI's taxonomy places the organism in Eukaryota, Ciliophora, Oligohymenophorea, Hymenostomatida, Tetrahymenidae. Gene Ontology annotation, molecular function: protein binding. The transcript has 2 exons. The record is from RefSeq and is a predicted model, not a curated record.
AUGUAAGUAUAGUAAGAUAUUUUAGAUAUAGAAGAAGUAAGAUUAUUACAUUUUAACUCUGAAUAUGCAAAAUGUUAGGAGAGGUGUAAAAUCAUUCUUUAAUAAAAACCUUAUUUGUAUUAAGUUAGAACGUACUACGGAUUCUUUUUAAUGUAUGAUGAUUUAAGCGAAUCUCUUAAAUAGUAAUUGUAAGUUUAUCAAGAAGAUCCAUACUACUUUGAAAACACUUCAUAUUUGUUAGAUAACAUUUUCUGUAAUUUCUAAAAUAAAGGUAGAAGUUUGGUUUAAACUAUUUUCAAAUAAUAUUAUGAUUACUAAGGAGAAAAAAAUGGCUUCUAUUAUAUUUGCUUAGCAUUAAUUUAUCGCAUUUAAAAAGGUAAUGAAAAAUCUUACCAAAUUUUAAUUUCAAAAUUAAAUGAUUAUGAUGAUUAACCUAUGGUCUAAAUUUGGUUUUAUCAUCAACUCGGAGAUAUCUCCUAAAGUAUUACAGAUAGUAGAGAUGAUGUAAAAAAAGAAGAUGUAUAAAAAUCUAUAUUUUUUUAUGAAAAAGCUAUAGAACUAUAACCAAGAUCUUAAAUGAAUAUUACAAAUUUAGGAGUCUAAUAUCAUAUAAUAGGAACUCAAGAAACCAUAAUAAAAUCUAUUUAAUGUUUUUAUAAAGCUCUGAAUAUUAUUCCAGAAGAUCACCAUACACUUUGCAAUUUAUCUUCUGUGUUAUAAGAUGUUGGCCAUUAUGAUUAAAAUUUUAUCAAUUCAACAUUCUAUACAACUUAAACAUAUAGACUUGUUUGA